AUAUGUGCGGAUGAAUAUCGGUUGAGAUGUGGUCCCCGACUUUUAGUCGCCAGUAAACAGAAGCCAUACUAUUCAGAGGUACGAACGUAAACAUUUGUAACAAAGAAUGCGCUAGUUGGAUGAAAGGAAUUAUUAUAACUGAAGUAGUGGACGCCACUAAUCAAGAAGAACAAAAUCUGGCAAUAACUUACAGAAUUGUAAGGACACUUCUCAUUUGUUAUAAGUGAGUAAUAAUGGAUGCAGAUGAAGCAGAGUCCUCUGGAUCUGGUGGUCCCAUAUCAUCACUCAACAGCUUAUUUUCAUUCACUAGUCCUGCUGUAAAGAAACUCUUAGGCUGGAAACAAGGUGAUGAGGAGGAGAAGUGGGCAGAAAAAGCUGUUGAUUCUUUGGUCAAGAAGCUUAAGAAGAAAAAGGGUGCCAUUGAAGAGUUGGAGCGAGCAUUGAGUUCACCAGGACAGUCUAGUGAUUGCGUCACUAUACCUCGCAGCCUGGAUGGAAGGUUACAGGUGUCACAUCGGAAGGGCUUGCCACAUGUGAUUUAUUGUCGAGUUUGGAGGUGGCCAGAUCUGCAGUCUCAUCAUGAGCUGAAACCAAUGGAGAACUGUCGCUUUCCAUUCUCUGCAAAGCAGAAGGAAGUAUGCAUCAAUCCAUACCACUACAAGCGUGUUGAGAGUCCAGUGCUGCCCCCCGUGCUGGUGCCUCGCCAUAGUGAAUUUGCACCCGGUCACUCGUUGCUGCCAUUCCAGCAACUGCCUGAGCCUGCAAUGCCACACAAUGUUUCCUAUUCAGCAGGAGGCUUCACAAAUGGAGGUCCUGGUAGCCAUCCUCAUCUCAGUCCGAGUCCAAAUUCACCAUUAAGCAGUGUUCCAAGCCCUGGAAGCACCCACUCCAACCCUCAAAGCCCAUAUGGGAGCAAUGGGCUACCAGAAACUCCUCCCCCUGCAUACAGUCCCCCUGAGGACAGUCAGCAGGGCCAGUCUGCAAGCUUGACAGAUCCAUCAGCGAUGGACACAUCCAGCAGCAUAAUGCCGGAGGUCGCUCCUGUGUCUUACCAGGAACCUCUCUAUUGGGCUGACAUCGCAUACUAUGAGCUCAACUGCAGAGUAGGCGAGGUGUUCCACUGUCAGACAAAUGUCAUCAUAAUAGAUGGCUUUACAAACCCUUGCAACAACUCGGACCGAUUUUGCCUGGGACAGUUGUCCAAUGUAAAUCGCAACUCAACCAUUGAGAAUACGCGCAGGCACAUAGGGAAAGGUGUUCAGCUCUUUUACAUUGGUGGGGAAGUAUAUGCCCAGAACAAAUCAGACAGUGCAAUUUUUGUGCAGUCUCGAAACUGUAACCAUCACCAUGGUUUUCAUCCAAGUACUGUUUGUAAAAUUCCUCCUGGAUGUUCACUCAAGAUCUUCAACAACCAGGAAUUUGCACAACUCCUCUCCCAGAGUGUGAACCAUGGUUUUGAGGCUGUCUACGAACUUACAAAGAUGUGCACCAUACGGAUGUCGUUUGUGAAGGGCUGGGGAGCAGAGUAUCACCGGCAGGAUGUGACUAGCACCCCAUGUUGGGUGGAGAUACACCUGAAUGGACCUCUACAGUGGUUGGACAAAGUUCUGGUGCAGAUGGGGUCACCAAUUAAUGCCAUUUCCUCUGUGUCUUGAGUGGUGUUGUGGCAGACAUCACACAAUGUAGUCUUCAAGCCACAGUGUUGUUGUGCAUGGUUUGAGGAAGAGUGGCAUAUGGUUUCUUGUUGGGUGCUACAGAUUGGAACACUGUGGAAUGCUUGAGUCUGAUGGAACUUGAGGAUUAAGGUUAAGUUUGUGUACAGAUAUGUAGCUGUUCCACAAGAUGAAGGGAAUGUACUGACUGAUGGAACUGCUUCUAUAAUAAAUACAUCUGCAAUAUGCUGCAGAUUUUAUGCCAAGAAUGUUAAUUGAGCUGAAAUUAGAAACUAUAGAAAAGUCUAUAGAUCCAUUGCAGCCAUUUGGAGGAUACUUUCUCCAUCCAAUCAGAAUGUCACUUUGGUCACAACAAGAGUAACCUUGAUCUCUGCAAUGAAAAUGCAAAGGAAAAUAUUGUAGUGUGAUGUCUGUGUACUGUAUUGUGUUGUCAUUUGCAUCUAGAUAUUUAAUGUGCAAAUCUUUUUCUCAAUUUAUUUGUGCUUGGUGCUGUGUAUGUGUGUGGCUGCUCUUAAUGACCUGGUUUCAGACUGUAAAUGAGUGAAUGUGUGAAUGAGGGAGAACACUUGCUUUCUGAUGACAUAUAAACACUACUUAUAUUGUAGUUAAUUAAAUGGAGCACAGGCCUUAUCAGUAAAAAGUAAUUAUUACAGUGGCUCUGUUCGAGCUCUUAUAUAGCUUGUGUAUAAUUAUAUAAUGCAGUUGUUCCUAAGGUCACAAGAUUCUUUUAUUUCUUGUUAUUUAGCAUUGUCCUGCUACAGGGAUGUGUGUUUGAGAGUUUUUAAUAUUUGCUCUGAUUAUCCGUCUGAUAAUGCAGAUCCCCACAGUUACUUCCAGUUGGUCUCCUCAAAUUUAGAUGAGUUACUUGCUUCAAACUGUGUGAUAGAUUGCUAGUUUUCUGUUUGGAAGUUGUGGUGAUGUGUAGUGUUGGAGGAUGCAGCCAUAAAUACAGUGAAACAUUUAAGAUGUUUUUGGAAAAACAUAACGCACCAGUCUUAUUAAGCAGAGAAAUUUUUUUGCAUAAGUAAUUUUGAAACGAAUUACUGAACUACUAUUGAAAAUAACUGCCAAAUGACUUUGUUUCAUCAAGACUCUUCAAAUUGUGAUAUGAAUUUUAAUUCAUCAUUGUAUGGUGUUAAACGCAUUUCAUUCACAUAAUUAUGUAACAGCAUUUGUGCUUGGUAUUGUUAUCAUGGUGCAUGCAGGGCAUUCAACAAGUGUAGCACCACAUCUUAUCAGUACAGAUACCGUUAGCAUUGAGUUGUGAUUUGACUGCUAGAAAGAGGUUUAGAUACCAACGUGAAUCAUGACAAGAUGGAAUACUUGCAUCCUUUGUACUGUGAUCCCUGGAGUAGACAUGUUCUUAUGUAUAAUGAUUUUGCAUUUGAAAAUAUAAAGGGGUGAGUAAGGAUUUACAAUGUCCAGAUAGAUCUUUGUAUGAAAAAUAUGUUAAAUUAAUGAAUUGUUAGUAGUGUGUGGUGUUUGUUUCAUACUUGUUAGGGCGAGAACCUUUCAUAUCGGAAACUUGUUAAAACAGCCAAAUAUACAUAAAUCAUGUGCAGACACUUUGGUAUAUAAUUCUUCUGUCUUAUAGAGAAAAAUUCGAACCACUAAUGUCUAAAAAUCCUUUUCACUGUAUUUGUGUCUCUCUUAGUUUUUGUUGCAAUUUGUAUUAUUUCUCAUCUAAGAAUGGUCUGUUCACAUUGCUCCAAGGAUAUGGAAGUCUUGAUUGCUGGUUUAUGAGGAGAAAGUACAAACAGAAAAACUACUGAGCCUUUCAUAUAUGUGGAGCAUGGUAGUCAUUCUUUGUUUUCCCUUUUAAAGCAACAUAUAUAUAGUGUUCACAGUUAGAUAAAUUAGUUACAAAGUUAAUUUUAUACAAAUCACUGUUAAAAUUAUAUAAGUGCCUGUGAUUCUUGGCACCAAAUUAAGUGUUCAAUUAACAGCUUUUUAUACUCAUUGAACAGAUGGUUAAAUAUUUUCAGACUCUGAUGUUUUUUGUGCUUUUGUGUUUGCUAGACUGACUGCACAGAAAUAUUUGCGCAUAGAAAUGUCAUGUCCUUUUCAAAGAAUGACAGCAAUUAUGUUUGUGGUGCCUUUCUGUUAAGUAAACAUGGUCCAUUUUGAGUGCUCUUAUCAGUAGUGAUAGUGCGUGCGAGAACAAGAUAUAAUGACAAAAAAUUAAAAGUUUGAAAACAUUUCCAGAAAGGUUGUGUGACUUGUGGGCCAGCAGCCCACUCUUGUUAGAGCUGCAGCUGGCUCUGUUCUGUCUACCAUUCCACUUCCAACAUUCAUUAUCAGUGUCAUCUACGGUUUUUUAAAGAAAGUAAUAAAGUAUGAAUGAUUGUGCACCUUGUCAUGUGAAAUGCA
Cryptotermes secundus is the source of this 4043-nucleotide messenger RNA. It is a transcript of the gene Mad, whose product is annotated as protein mothers against dpp. Gene Ontology annotation, molecular function: RNA polymerase II cis-regulatory region sequence-specific DNA binding; I-SMAD binding; DNA-binding transcription factor activity, RNA polymerase II-specific. The transcript is spliced from 8 exons. Gene Ontology annotation, biological process: regulation of transcription by RNA polymerase II; BMP signaling pathway; transforming growth factor beta receptor signaling pathway. The record is from RefSeq and is a predicted model, not a curated record. NCBI's taxonomy places the organism in Eukaryota, Metazoa, Arthropoda, Insecta, Blattodea, Kalotermitidae. Gene Ontology annotation, cellular component: heteromeric SMAD protein complex. Bases 234 to 1655 code for a protein of 473 amino acids.